CUGACACCGGGACGCUUGAGUGCGCCUCCCAUUUGCCAUUCUCCAGUUCCCAGUUUCCCCCUCGCCGCUUCAUUCUGACAAACUAAACUGUCAGAACAGCCAUGAGUGACCGGGCCUCUUCUCCUUCUUCACCCCUGCUCGGAUCAGAGGCAGACACUGGUUUUCCCUCACCGCUUGCAUCUGCAGAAUGUUGCGAGGAACACGAGGAGUACCUGUCCUUGUUCUGUCUGGAUGACUUGGAGCCUUUAUGUAAACACUGUGCAGCUGACAGCCACGCACGCCACAGGGUGUACCUUUCAGCGGAGGCCGCAAUCGACUGCAAGGAGGAGCUUAAAACAUCACUAAUUGGAUUAGACGCCAAGAUUAAAAACUUCGAGGACGUAAUGCAGGCCUGCAGAACAACAUCCAAGUGCAACCAGAGUGAUUCCCACCUCGCAGAGGAGAUUGUGAAGGAAGAAUUUGAGAAGCUUCAUCGGUUUUUGAGAGAGGAGGAAGCAGCCAGACUUCAUGCGCUGAUGGAGGAGAAGGAGGAGAAGAGCAGGAAGGCCGCGGAGAGGAUAAACCAACUAAACGAGGUGAUAUCAUCCCUGGAGGACAAGAUCCGGCUGACUGAACGGGAGCUCCAGGCCGGGGGAGACGGAACCAAAUAUUUACAGGAAUACCAAGAUAUGAGUAGGUAUGAGGAUUUAUCAUUUUUGUUGAUCCAUAUAAGCGACAAAAACAAAAAAUCACAACCAUCUGGUCUUUUGUCCAUGUUUACUCACUGUAGCACAGGGUGCGGUAAGCCAGGGAUGAUUCACAGGCCUUUAAUCAACGUGGCAAAACACUUAGGCAACCUCCGAUACGCCGUUUGGGAGAAGAUGAAACAAAUCGCCCCCUAUACUCCGGUGACUCUGGAUCCCGGAACAGCAGGCCGGGCUGUGAGGCCGUCGUCUUCAGAGCUGAGGCGUUUCCAUGUCGCCGCUGGACCCCGGCUGACUGCAGAGCAGCUUACGAACGAGCCUGAACACCUCCGCCCUCGUCCCGGCAUCCUGGCAGGAGAGGGCUUUAGUACCGGGGUGCACUGCUGGGACAUGGAGGUUGGGGAGACCGACAGCUGGACAGUGGGUGUAGCUGUUCUGUCAGCGCUGAAAACCACCGCAUGUGAUGCAUUCCCAGAAGCCGGACUCUGGUGCAUCAGGCUCAAGGAUGGAGAGUACCAAGCUCUCACGACUCCCACUCAAACCCUCGACGUCGGCGGCUCGCGCCACCUCAACACAGUCCGAAUAAAAUUGGACCUUGAAGGAGGGACGGUGACAUUUGUAGAUGCUGACAAGGAUGCGCCUCUUUUUACCUUCACGCAUUGUUUCACGGAAGCAGUCUAUCCUUACUUUGAGUCGUCGUCCGCAGGUGGAGGUGUCACAGUGUUGGAACAGAGAGUAAAGAUCAGCGUGGACUCGGAGGAUCGGCCCCCGGAAGGCAACUCUCCCACGGAGAAAAGUACCGCAACAAAUACAGCGAGCGAAACGGACCCCGCUGUUUUGUGCAAAAAGGAGGAACCAGAAAAUCUUGAAGGAAAGGAGAAGACGCCAAACACCAGAAAUAUUGUCAAGAAGCAGAGCAGAAAGAGCAGGUUUAAGGUGAGCUACCAUGUUUCACUGAACAAAGCCCUGAGCGGCACCGGCUAGUUUAACAACUUAUUCUUAUUACUAACGGAGAACACAUAUGUAGUUUUAUACCUUUAAUCUAGUUUUAUCAGAACAAGAAUCCAGAGAAACCCCUGCUGCUUCAUAAAUGAUGGAGUACUUUUUGUUCUUAUUUUGUUUGUAUUUCCUCUACUUCAUGUAAAGCACUAUGAAUUGCCUUGUUGCUGAAAAUGUGCUAUAGAAAUAAAAUUUUCCUCACCGUCA
This is a messenger RNA of Poeciliopsis prolifica (blackstripe livebearer), 1889 nucleotides long. Its product is annotated as E3 ubiquitin-protein ligase TRIM35-like. NCBI's taxonomy places the organism in Eukaryota, Metazoa, Chordata, Actinopteri, Cyprinodontiformes, Poeciliidae. The record is from RefSeq and is a predicted model, not a curated record. Gene Ontology annotation, molecular function: zinc ion binding; protein binding. The transcript has 6 exons. Bases 102 to 1667 code for a protein of 521 amino acids.